Messenger RNA from Sipha flava (yellow sugarcane aphid), 1656 nucleotides. RefSeq names its product WD repeat domain phosphoinositide-interacting protein 4-like. Gene Ontology annotation, cellular component: extrinsic component of membrane; cytosol; phagophore assembly site membrane. Gene Ontology annotation, biological process: protein localization to phagophore assembly site; protein lipidation; autophagy of mitochondrion. Lineage: Eukaryota; Metazoa; Arthropoda; Insecta; Hemiptera; Aphididae. The coding region runs from base 498 to 1526 and encodes 342 amino acids. Gene Ontology annotation, molecular function: phosphatidylinositol-3-phosphate binding; phosphatidylinositol-3,5-bisphosphate binding; protein binding. The record is from RefSeq and is a predicted model, not a curated record. The transcript has 7 exons.
GAAUAUAGAUAACUAUUGCUAUUACGUAUAACUAUUACGAUAUAAUCGUAGAAGUAAUAAUAACAUGUAAUUUAAAUUUUGUUUUAUGUAUUCUGAUUUUUUUACGUCUCCGCCCACCACUCCUCAGUAGACCGUCGAGUUCUCUUCCACUACUCCGUCGUCAAACAAAUCCCCUACACUUCACUGCUCAAUAGAAACGUCGCACUCAUCACCACCACCACCACCAUCGAUUGACGAUUACAUUCAGAAACGUGAUCGAUAGUGAUUUAUUUUUUAGUCUUAUUCAGUUAUUCGAUCUGUUGUCAACGUUUGUCGUCAGGCCGUAGCUGCGAUUGACAAACGUUCAAACGUUCUUUUGUUUUAAGUCUCCAGUGGCACAUGUUUUGUUUAGUUUUCUAUCGUCAAUUGAUUGUGUCGAAGAAAUUGUUGAGUAUCUGGAUCAUAAACGAUCUGUGUUCUGAACAUACGGAAAUAUUCUGUGACGUACGUGUGUCAUUAUGUCUAACAAAAAAGGUGUAAUCAGCUUAAGCUUUAAUCAGGACCACAAUUGCAUUGCUUGCUGCACUGAAACUGGUCUUAGAGUAUACAAUGUUGAGCCUAUGGUGCUGAAAGAACAAUUUGAUUUUGGUGGUGUUGGGCAGUGUGCAUUACUUCAUCACACUAAUUUUUUUGCCAUAGUUGCUGGUGGAAAAUACCCAAAAACUUCAUUGAAAACUGUUUUAUUUUAUGAUGCUGUGAAGAAGAUAUUUGUCUUGGAAACCAACUUUUCUUCUCCUGUCAAGGCUGUACGUAUGAAAAGAGACAAGGCAAUUAUUGCAACUUUGGACAAAGUUUUUAUAUUUAAUAGUCCUACACCAUUUUAUCAUGUUGCUACCUUUGACACGCGCCCCAAUCCUUUGGGCUUGUUACAAGUUACUCCUAUGCAUAAUGCUGAAAGACAAAUCCUUGUAUAUCCUGGAAAUAAAAUUGGAAGCAUACAUAUUUUGGAUCUGAAAAAUUUGGAAGAAAAUAGUUCCAGUGCACCUGCAAUAAUAAAUGCUCAUAAUGGAGAGAUAACAUGUUUGGCUAUUAAUCAGGAAGGUACACUUAUAGCUAGUGCAAGUGAUAAAGGAACAUUAAUAAGAAUCUGGGACACUAUUCGGAAAACUAAAGUAGCUGAACUUAGGCGUGGAACAGAUACAGCAACAUUAUAUUGCAUGAACUUCAGUCCAGAUUCAGAAUUCUUAUGUUGUUCUAGUGACAAAGGCACGGUUCAUAUAUUUGCGCUUAAAGAUCCUGAUUUAAAUCGUAGAUCAAGUCUUUCAACUUUGGGUUUUUUCAGUUCCUACAUUGAAUCACAGUGGGCUCUUGCAACUUUUACAGUCCCUCCAGAAGUUGCUUGUAUAUGUGCAUUUGAGAAUCAAAAUACUGUUAUGGCUGUUUGCCUGGAUGGUACUUUUCAUAAAUAUACAUUUCUAAAGGAUGGUAGUUGUAGACGCAAAGCAUACCAUGUAUUUUUACAUGAUUGUCAAGAUGAAGAAAUUUAAAUACAUCUUUUGUUCCCCAUGUUCUCAUAUUUAGUCAAAUAAGUUUAUAAGUUAUGUCCAACCAUCUAUAUUAAUUUUGUAAAACGAACAUGUUAUAUUUUUGUAAAAUAAUUUAUGUACUAUUUUUCUU